Cyprinus carpio (common carp) is the source of this 1603-nucleotide messenger RNA. RefSeq names its product annexin A6-like. Gene Ontology annotation, molecular function: calcium channel activity; actin filament binding; GTP binding. NCBI's taxonomy places the organism in Eukaryota, Metazoa, Chordata, Actinopteri, Cypriniformes, Cyprinidae. Gene Ontology annotation, biological process: mitochondrial calcium ion homeostasis; growth plate cartilage chondrocyte differentiation; regulation of muscle contraction. The transcript has 17 exons. The record is from RefSeq and is a predicted model, not a curated record. The coding region runs from base 344 to 1588 and encodes 414 amino acids. Gene Ontology annotation, cellular component: cytoplasm; focal adhesion.
GAAUCCCCAAAUGUGCUGCAUGUACAGAUCAGGAGGUGCACUGCAGAUAACACUGUCUGAAAAACCAACGACUCACGUCAUAGUAAUCCCAUGCCUCACGUCAUUUGUGAGAACUGGAAAUCACGACUCGGUCAGCCGUGGACAUUACAUCAUAGCUGGUUAUCCUGAGUUAAAUACUGCGCGAGCAGUUCGCGCCGCAUUCUUUGCGUCAGAGAAGGACAACUGAUACGUGCACGGACGUUUCUCAGCAAGAGACAACAGACCACCGUCAGCAGGAGCUCGAGACUCCCUGUGAUUAAGGUUCAAGACUAUCAUUCCACUGACAACCAGUAACUGAUCAAAUAUGGGCAAAGAAUUUAGAGGUACAAUUGCAGAUCAACCUGACUUUGAUGCGGGCAGUGAUGCAGAGGCCCUCUAUAAUGCCAUGAAAGGCUUUGGAAGUGACAAGGAAGCCAUCUUAGACCUGAUUACCUCACGAAGCAAUGCUCAGAGGCAGAAGAUCCGUGCUGCCUACAAAUCACAAUAUGGGAAGGAUUUAAUUGAUGAUCUGAAAUACGAGCUGACAGGGAAGUUUGAACGUCUGAUUGUGGGUUUGAUGAGAACUCCAGCCUAUCAUGAUGCCAAAGAAAUCAAGGAUGCCAUUAAGGAUACGGGAGCAGGAACAGAUGAGAAAUGUUUGAUUGAAAUUCUCGCUUCAAGAACCAAUGAGCAGAUUCAUAAUCUGGUGGCAGCAUACAAAGAUGCAUAUGGAAGAGACCUUGAAGAGGAUGUUAUAGGGGACACAUCUGGACAUUUUAGAAAGAUGCUGAUUGUUUUGCUUCAGGGGACCAGAGAGGAAGAUGAUGUUGUUAGUGAAGACCUCGUGGAGCAAGAUGCUCAAGACCUGUAUGACGCAGGAGAGGCACAGUGGGGCACAGACGAGGCCAAAUUCAUCAUGCUGCUGGGAAACCGAAGUGUGACCCAUUUGCAGUUGGUAUUUGAUGAAUACGAGAAAAUUGCUGAGAAGUCCAUUGAGGACAGUAUUAAGAGUGAGCUCUCCGGAGACUUUGAAAGACUGAUGUUGGCUGUUGUUCAGUGCAUCAGAAGUAAGCCCAUGUUCUUCGCCAAAUGCCUUUACAAAUCCAUGAAGGGCCUGGGCACAGCUGAUAACACUCUGAUCCGCAUUAUGGUCUCCCGCUCUGAAACUGACAUGCUGGACAUCAGAGAGUGCUUCAGAUUGCGCUAUGAGAAAUCUCUGUACAAUAUGAUUCAGGAUGAUACAUCUGGGGAGUACAAGCGCACCCUGCUGAAACUGUGUGGAGGAGAUGAUGACAUUGCAGGGGAGUUCUUCCCAGAGGCUGCUCAGAUAGCCUACAAGAUGUGGGAAACCAGCAGCAUGACCAAAGUCCAGUUACGAGGAACUGUGCGACCAUAUCAAAAUUUUGACCCUGCAAGUGAUGCUAAAGCUCUGAGAAAAGCAAUGAAGGGAUUUGGAACUGAUGAAGAUACAAUUAUUGACAAUGUGACGCAAAGGAGCAAUGCACAGAGACAGGAGAUCAGACGGAUCUUUAAAUCUCUUUUUGGACGGGUACGACACUGUCCUGCCUAGUUUUGUUAGCAGUUG